AUGUGGGCGCCGGACGUCAAGUGUAACCUAUGGGAGACCGCGUGUCCAGAGCCUGAGCUGAUACGGCCCUGUGUUUGUCAGCGGAGCGGCGACUCCGAGGGACAAGAGAUUGCGUGCGGCGGCGAUUCCCCUCUAGACCUGCCGGCGGUGUUCCGGGCGAUCGCAGCCACCAAUCGGACGGCCGGCCAAAAACAUUUCCGCAAACUUAUUAUAUCAAACACAGCGCUCAGGGAAGUGCCCGCCCGGGCCUUCGCCGGCGUACACUUUGACGAGUACGCCAUCCAUGACUGUACUAACCUUACCCGCAUUCACCGGCUGGCCUUCGCCACAACCAACAGCACCGGUAAUCAUACGGGAAAUACCGGUUUGAGUGAUAAUAUGAAGACCUAUGGGCUGUUCAUCACAAAUAACCCUAAACUCAAUGGCCAGUCGACCGGCGAGUACUCCCUGUUCGACGCCUUAACACAGUUACCGCACUUACAGACACUCGUGUUGGCCGACAAUAACAUUACCGAAAUACCGGCCCUACUGUUCAACGGGUCGACCGCUCGAACCGUAGCGAAUGUGGAGAUCGCCGGCCAGUCGAUCGAGUCGGUGUCCGACCGAUCCUUUUAUAACCUCCAGUCCCUGUAUUCGCUACGAGUGACCAAUACGUCGGUUAGACAGCUGUCGACCGACACGUUUGCCGUCAACAGAGGGGUUGGUUCGCCGGCCACACACUUCCCAAUGCAUAUAUAUCUGUAUAAUAAUAGGUAUAUAAAUAGUGGUAGUUUUGCGGCGGACAGUGUGUCGACCAAUAGGACGGGUAGACCGAUAGUACUGUCCAUUUUGGACGACACGAGGGAAUUGUUUAGUUAUAUACCGGAGUCUGUGUUCAGAGGUGUGGUGUCUGGGAAUGUGAACAAUAAGCUGUUUUUGCUUCAAAUCCAAUUGGAUUGUAAUGAUUGUCGUAAUAAAUGGCUGACCAAUCGGAAUGUGACCACAGGUCGGCUCCUGUAUCUCGAGUGCGCGAACGGCCGACCAUUUGAUAGCAAGUUUAUUAAAUCGGACGGCGUAUGCGGUGAUGGUUGGGACGUAUAUCACGACGACUUAAAUGAUGUAUGUUACAAAUACUUCUCAGAUAGCUUGGACGACUACCAGACCAUGGUCAACUUAUGCCAUAAACAACAAAACUCAUCGCUACCCACCAUUAAAUCAAAGGCAGAACAAAAUUUUCUCAUUAACUUAAUUGUUAAAUACAAUAUUACAGACAAUGUAUGGCUGGACGCCGGAGUCAAACACAACCAUAUUGUUUGGGCGGAUAGUAGUAGUGGUGUUGAGUACGAGUUCUGGAUGGCCGGCCAUUCGGUUAUUGAUAGCAACUGUGUCAUUAUGACUACCGGUGCCGCUAAUAUGAGCGGUGCAGAACCCCCUCCACUGCCGCCACCGCCUUCUCCAGUACUGCCAAUACUUAAUACAAAAUAA
Molecule: messenger RNA, 1464 nt
Organism: Medioppia subpectinata
Lineage: Eukaryota; Metazoa; Arthropoda; Arachnida; Sarcoptiformes; Oppiidae
Source: the annotation of a GenBank genome assembly